UUAAAUAUAUGUAAAUUUUUCAUUUCAAGUAUUAACAUGAUGCAUAAAAAUAUUCUAACAAUAAAUCAAAGAAUAUGAGUGAGCUAACUCCAGAUGAAAUAAGACAGCGUCGCUUAGCUAGACUGAGUGCUGGAAAUGCAUCACAAGCCACCCCACAAAGAGAUCCAUCACCGAAUGUUACAUUAUUAAGUUUUCCAUCUGGUCAUAAUACAGAAAGUCCAGCAUCUAAUGUGAUAUACAGUACUGGAAAUACACCACAAGGCAUACCUAUUAGAUCUAAUCAAUUGUUGGGUGCUAUCCCAUUAAACUUAUGUUCUCCUACUACUAGCUAUAUAGAAAGUAUAAGUCCAGCUUCAAAUGCAGUAUUGUAUGGUUCACAACCAAUGGAUAUUGAUGACAAAUCAAUUAACCAGUCUGUUGAAAAAAAUAACAAAAGACCAUGUAUUAAAAGCACACCUCCUCGUGAUGGAAAGUUAUUUCGAGUUAGUCCCAAAGAAACAGAGGCAGUUUCUGAAGUCAACAACACCUCAACACUUUUGACAUGUUUAGAAGAAAUUUUUCACGUGAAAUUUAGAGCGAGUGACAAGAAUCAGUAUACAUUUAUUGAGGAAGUUUCUAACCAGAUAUAUGAUGGCAAUCAAGUUAAAAGUAUAGUAAACUUUAAAGAUAUAAUUCAGCAAGUUCUGAUGAACAAACUACUUAGAUCAUUUUAUUCACAUGAAAGUAGCACGCCACAAGUUUUUCAAAAUAAUGAUGUUUUUAUUGAUUCACAAGUUGAUAAAACAAGCCCAUCUAAAGAAUUUUCAAAAGCCGGCUUAAAUCAUCAUGAUACUCAUGAACUUCCUUUUGAUUAUACAAUGUUAGAAUGGCGUGUAGCUGCACUUCGAUAUUUGUGUGAUUGUUAUGAGCGAGCAAAAGCUUCUCAGGGAAAAAAUUCUAAUCAACAGUGGAAAGAAAUACUAUUAAAUGUUAAUGAUAUCUGUAUCAACUAUGCAGUCUUAAUUUCACAAGGAAAACUUUCAGAUAAAAUAAUGAAUAAUACUAGCUGUAUUGUUACUCAUUUUUUACUUGAUGAAAAGUAUUAUUUUCCAGCAGAUUUUCUUUCCAGUUUUGUUUCUACUUUAUGGCUCUCAGGUGAUUUUCAACAGAUUUUUGAACCUGUUUUAAAGUCAAUCUUGGAAAAAAUUUCAAGUUGCAGUCUCUCAGAUGAAAGCUUUAAGUACCCACUCAUGGCGCUUUCUACCUUAUGUGAUAUUAAAGUUGCCAAUGGUAUCAGACCACUUUGCAGUUUGAUGACAAGUUUGCAUAACUGGUUGCCACCCCCUAUUUCAAUGGCAAGUGGGCGAGAAAUUCAAAUGUUCUCUUUCCUGGGACCUUUCUUGCAACUCUCUGUUUUCUUUGAUGAUGAUCCUAAAGUAGCAAAAAAGUAUUUUCCUGUUGGCAAGCAAAGCUCAGAUAAUAUGCUGUUAACUCGAUCAACACUUCGUACACACCUUCAGCUUGUCAGGUCUGAAAUGUUCAAAGUGGUUCAUAGUUUAUUGGUAACUUCUGAAUUAAGAGGGCACUGUCUUGAUUACUUUGCUGCAGUUCUAAGUAGAAAUUCAAAAAAGAAUCAGCUUCAGGUUAAUGAAAAGCUUUUGGCAUCAGAUGGUUUUAUGUUAAAUGUCUUAUCAAUUCUUCAGCAUCUUUCUGUGAAAAUAAAAUUAGAUAAGGUGGAUCUCCAUUAUUUACAUCACCCACAAUGCCGCUUAAAUACUUCACAAUUUUCACCAAUUAAAGCUAAAAAAGAAGAAAUUAAUGCAUUGAAAGAAAAACUAGACAAACUAAAUAAUUGGGUUGAGCCAAAAUUUCCUACAGAGUGUUUCUUCCUAACAUAUCAUUGUCAUCAUAUUUCUGUUAUACCAGCUACACGGAAAUAUAUUCAGCGCAUGCGUGAAAUUCGUGAUAUGAAUAAACUUAUUAGUGAGUUAGAAUUGCGAGAAAAUGAUUGGAAACUUGCGCCUUCAGCUGCAAGAAACAGGUUGCUUUUAAAGAAGUGGAAAGCUAAAAUUCAGGUUUUAACAACUCAAGAUGCAUGUGCAGUAACUGGACUUGUUGAUGAAAAUUUGAUGCGUAGAUGUCUUCGAUUUUAUAGCAAUGCAGCUGAGUGGCUUCUUUCUCUUAUUUUACAAGAUAGAUGCGAGCUAUCUUCAGAUUUUCCACAAAAUGUACCAAUAGAAUUUGGAGCACUACCUGAUUACUAUAUAGAAGAUAUGAUAGAAUGUUUAUUGUUUAUUGAUUUUCAUAUGCCUCAAAUUCUUGAUGAUGCGUAUGUAGACAAUUUUGUUCCACUUCUUGUUAUUCUCAUGUGCAACUAUAAUUAUAUUGCUAAUCCAUAUUUAGUUGCUAAACUUGUUGAGUUUUUAUUUGCAAUUGAUCCUUCACUACAACCAAGAGCAUUUAAUUUAUAUCAGAAAAUAACUUCAAACACUAUUGGUGAAGUAUUUCUCAUUCCAUCUCUACUCAAGUUUUAUAUUGAUGUUGAAACAACAGGAAGUUCAAGUGAAUUCUAUGAUAAGUUUGGAAUUCGCUUUCAUAUAUCUGUGAUCUUAAAAGGUUUAUGGAAAAAACCAAUGCACAAACUUGCAAUCGUAAAAGAGAGCAGCACUGAUAAUUUUACUCGUUUCAUCAAUAUGUUAAUAAAUGAUACAACAUAUUUACUGGAUGAAUCUAUAGACACACUGAGAAAUAUUCGUGAUAUAGAAGAUGCUAUGGCUAAUACCAAGGAAUGGGAACAACUUUCUAGUGAAGUGCGCCAAACAAAACAACGCCAGUUAGCUACAGAUGAGCGACAGUGCAAAUCUUAUUUAACACUUGCUACAGAAACUGUGGAUAUGCUUCAUUAUUUGACUGCUGAGAUUAAGCAACCUUUCUUGCAACAGGAACUUGGGGUACGUUUAUCUGUCAUGCUAAAUUAUAAUGUCAAGCAAUUAACAGGUGACAAAUAUAAAAAUUUAAAGGUAAGAAACCCUGAAAAAUAUGGGUUUGAACCUAAGAAGUUGUUGGAUCAAAUAGUUGACAUAUAUUUGCAUUUGGAUUCUGACGAGUUUGCUCAAGCUGUUGCUGCAGAUGAACGCUCCUACAGAAAAGAACUUUUUGAUGACUGUAUAACGUUGUUACAAAGAACAGUUCUUAAAUCACAGACUCAGUUAGAGCAGCUACGUUGCUUUGCAGAUAGAGUAGAACGAAUUAUUAUAGAAAACUACAAAAAUGCAAUCGAUCUAGAUGAUGCUCCUGACGAAUUUAAAGAUCCUUUAAUCGAUACUGUCAUGUUUGAUCCAGUGAUCCUGCCUAGCGGUACAAUUAUGGAUAGAUCAGUUAUUUUGAGACAUUUACUUAACUCCAAUACUGACCCUUUCAAUAGACAAAAAUUAACUGAAGAUAUGCUUAAACCAGCAAGCGAGUUGAAAGAAAAGAUACAAGCAUGGAUAGAACUGAAGAAGUCAAAAAAACAUAACGAGAACUUGAGUGUUUAUAAAGAACAAUACGAAUUGUAUAAUUAAGUAAAGUUAUUUUAUGUGUUUAUAUAAUUAUAAUUAAUUUAACAUUAAUUUCAAUAAAAACUUUAUUUAUUA
Molecule: messenger RNA, 3614 nt
Organism: Hydra vulgaris (swiftwater hydra)
Lineage: Eukaryota; Metazoa; Cnidaria; Hydrozoa; Anthoathecata; Hydridae
Product: ubiquitin conjugation factor E4 B
Biological process (GO): protein polyubiquitination
Cellular component (GO): ubiquitin ligase complex; nucleus; cytoplasm
Molecular function (GO): ubiquitin-ubiquitin ligase activity
Source: RefSeq, a predicted model, not a curated record